AUGACGUGUACCAAAAAAUCCGUAACGGUGACCGAAGUGGUUAAGUCUGAUUCUUAUUUGAAAAAACCAAUUUUGGACUCCAAGAAUGAUAUUGGAAUUCCACAUAAACUCAGUGAUCUUUCUACAUAUAGCAAAUUCUUGGCUCUCUAUACCAGGGACCCUGAAGAUGCUGGUUAUUAUUCCAUAGAAGAGAAACAAGGCUGCAAAAUCAAAGAUAAAUGGAGUGAGCUCAUUGAAUUUAUCAAAGAGACGGAGCCUGUCCCAGCCUCCAUCAAUGAAAAUGUCGUCGAAUUCAAUAUUCCGGCAAGCGUUGCCGAUCAAUUUACUUGCUCUUUGGGUUUGCCAAUCAAAGUCUCUGAGUAUAUGAAAGAAAACGAAAAUCAGAUCAGAGGAUGUGUGACAACUAUCGAAAAUGAAAAUGACUUCAACGAUUGGUUCAUAUUUCAUAUUCUGGAUCAAUCUCGUUUGCGCUUAAGUGAAGUGCCAACUAAGAACACUGAUGAUAGGUAUCAUGAGAGCUUCGCUGAUUUUUUUGAGCAAGCACUCAAGAACACUAUAGUUAAUGACCAGUGGGAAGCAGGUGGACGUGAUUAUUUCAUUGAACGUGUCAGGUAUUUCACUGACAGACACUUGAAAAUUGAGUGUGUGUUGCCUGCAUUCCCAUGUAAAUCCUCAAACUUUGAUAAAGUUGGAGGUCUUGUUCCAGAUAAAGGUGAGGAAUUGGCCUUAAGAAGAUUGAUUAAAGCCACGCAAGAUGCCGCGAAAAUAUAUCCACCUGGAAUGAAGGUUUGGAUCGUCAGUGAUGGACAUGUCUUCUCUGACUGUAUCGGAGUGGAUGAUGACAUAGUCAGCACUUAUACCGCGCAACUUCACCAGCUGUAUGAAAAGGUCAAGAUUCCUGGAGUUGAUGCCAUUGGCUUUUGCGGACUGAACGACUUGUUCUUUGGUGGAGCCGCUGCCUCAAACUUCAAUUUCAAAUUUAUAGAGGAGGUGAAGCUCAAUCACUAUACGGGUACUCAAAUCUGCUCAGUUUCUGACGUUUCAAGAGCUAUCAUGAUGAAGGGAUGCGACACAGAUGAUGGCAGGUUGAGAAAACAAAUAAGCAUUGAUGGGCAUCCAAGAUUGCACCUUUAUAGGGGCUUCUCUCGUUUUAUGAUGGAAGACCUCUCUCGUUUGCCAUUCUUCAAGGACACAUCUAGAAAGGGAUUCAAAAAGAUAAUCUCGAAGAUUGCCUUCAAUAUGAUUCGAAGGAACGAUGCUUACUCUAAUCUUGUCGAGCUCAUUUUCCCCCAUCACAUGAGAUUGUCGAUCCAUGCACACACUAACAGUGGUCCAAAAUUUGGGAUCAAAGUCAUUUCGCCUGAGCAAUGUCACACUGUUAAAUCCCUUGAAGAUAUUGAAGAGCCCAAAUUUGAAGACCUGUUGCAUAUCCCAACUCCAUGGCACAACUGUGUUGUGAAGAUCGACGGGAAACGAUACGUCUUAACAAAAUCUAGUAUUGUCAGGGAAGCUCUCGAAAAUGGCUCUUACGAGGGUGAAUGGAUUGAGACUUCCCUUGAAAGUGGUGAAGGUGGUCACUUCGUCAUAACCAAAGCCAAUUAG
This is a messenger RNA of Torulaspora delbrueckii, 1602 nucleotides long. It is a transcript of the gene DIT1, whose product is annotated as Dit1p. Bases 1 to 1602 code for a protein of 533 amino acids. The record is from RefSeq and is a predicted model, not a curated record. NCBI's taxonomy places the organism in Eukaryota, Fungi, Ascomycota, Saccharomycetes, Saccharomycetales, Saccharomycetaceae. The transcript has a single exon.